Messenger RNA from Hemibagrus wyckioides, 2919 nucleotides. RefSeq names its product methylmalonyl CoA mutase (gene mmut). NCBI's taxonomy places the organism in Eukaryota, Metazoa, Chordata, Actinopteri, Siluriformes, Bagridae. The transcript has 13 exons. Gene Ontology annotation, molecular function: cobalamin binding; methylmalonyl-CoA mutase activity; metal ion binding. Gene Ontology annotation, cellular component: mitochondrion. The record is from RefSeq and is a predicted model, not a curated record. The coding region runs from base 193 to 2472 and encodes 759 amino acids.
UUCUGGUAACUCGUCUCUAAUUGGGCGAUAUCAAUUUAGGGCCGUUUCGUUGGGACGUUUCUGAUUUGUCGGUUUUAAGUUGUUGCUCAAUGUGAUUGGCUGAACCGCUCUGCUCCCGCCUGCCUGCUUGGAACGUAACAGACGUGCACAAGGUGUGUCAUGAGUGACUAAGCCAGCGUCCAUAGACACAGCAUGUUGACAGCAGGAAAAGCAUGCGCCUCUCUGGCGGCUAAGCGUCUGCUGGCCGUGUCCGGCUCUGCGCCUGCAGUGCUGGAUCAGCCGUGCCGCUCCAGACUCUUUCACACAUCCAUAUCACACAAAGGUGAUGUUGAGCUUCACGAGGCUUGGGCCUCUCUGGCCAAGAAACAGCUGAAAGGGAAAAACCCAGAAGAUUUGAUCUGGCACACUCCUGAGGGCAUCUCCAUCAAACCCGUGUACACUCGGGCUGACACGGCGACGGUUCCAGAUGAGCUUCCUGGUGUAUUCCCCUACUCCAGAGGGCCUUACCCUACCAUGUACACAUACAGACCCUGGACCAUUAGACAGUAUGCUGGCUUCAGCACAGUGGAGGAGAGCAACAAGUUUUACAGAGACAAUAUCAAAGCGGGCCAGCAAGGCCUGUCCGUGGCCUUUGACCUUCCCACACACAGAGGCUAUGAUUCAGACAAUCCCAGAGUUCACGGCGAUGUGGGCAUGGCCGGCGUGGCAAUCGACACAGUGGAGGACAUGAAGAUGCUGUUUGAUGGAAUUCCUCUGGAGAAGAUGUCCGUGUCCAUGACCAUGAACGGCGCUGUGAUUCCCAUCCUGGCCAUGUUUGUAGUGACGGGGGAGGAGCAGGGCAUGGACAAGGCCAAACUCACCGGCACCAUCCAGAACGACAUCCUCAAAGAGUUCAUGGUCCGAAAUACGUACAUCUUUCCUCCAGAGCCCUCCAUGCACGCCAUAGCGGACAUAUUUGCCUACACUUCGAAGAACAUGCCCAAGUUUAACUCCAUCUCAAUCAGUGGCUACCAUUUACAAGAAGCUGGGGCUGAUGCUGUCCUGGAGCUGGCCUACACCAUUGCUAAUGGGCUGGAGUACUGCAGAACUGGCCUAAAGGCAGGCCUCACCAUCGACGAAUUUGCCCCCAGGUUGUCUUUCUUCUGGGGUAUUGGUAUGAACUUUUAUAUGGAGAUCGCCAAGAUGAGAGCCGCACGGCGUCUCUGGGCUACGCUGAUUAAAGAAAACUUCCAGCCCAAGAACUCCAAAUCUCUACUGUUAAGGACACACUGUCAGACAUCAGGAUGGUCUCUGACUGAGCAGGACCCCUACAACAACGUGGUCCGUACAGUGAUCGAGGCCAUGGCUGCUGUGUUUGGAGGUACACAAUCUCUGCACACCAACUCUUUUGAUGAGGCGCUGGGAUUGCCAACGGUCAAGAGCGCCCGUAUCGCCCGCAACACCCAGAUCAUCAUCCAGGAGGAGUCUGGCAUCCCGAAAGUGGCCGACCCCUGGGGAGGCUCCUACAUGAUGGAGACGCUUACAAAUGACGUGUACAAUGCAGCUCUCAAGUUCAUCAAUGAAAUCGAGGAGAUGGGAGGAAUGGCUCGAGCGGUGGCCGAGGGAAUCCCGAAGCUCCGGAUCGAGGAGUGUGCUGCACGCAGACAAGCUCGUAUCGAUUCAGGCUCUGAGGUCAUUGUUGGGGUCAACAAGUAUCGUCUUGAGAGCGAAGAGUCGGUGGAGGUUCUGGCCAUCGAUAACACCGUCGUGCGACAAAAACAGAUUGAGAAGCUCCAGAAGGUGAGGGAGAGCCGAGAUGGCGAGGCGGCGAAAAGGUGCCUGGAUGCUAUACAGCAAUGCGCUCAAACCAGGGAUGGGAAUCUGCUGCAGCUGGCUGUGGAGGCUGCUAGGGCAAGGUGUUCUGUGGGUGAGAUCACGGACGCCAUGAAAGCCGUUUUCGGGGAGCACAAGGCCAGCACACGUAUGGUGAGUGGAGCAUACCGCAGUGAGUUUGGUGAACAUGAGGAGAUCACCCACGCUUAUGGUCGGGUCGUGCAGUUUAAGAAGCAUGAAGGCAGAAAUCCUCGUCUGCUGGUUGCCAAAAUGGGACAGGAUGGACAUGACAGAGGUGCAAAGGUCAUCGCCACGGGAUUCGCCGAUUUGGGCUUUGAUGUGGAUAUUGGACCACUUUUUCAGACACCUCGAGAGGUGGCUCAGCAGGCUGUCGAUGCAGACGUGCAUUGUGUAGGUGUCAGCACACUCGCAGCCGGACACAAGACCCUCGUUCCCGAGCUCAUUAAGGAGCUGCGCAGUCUAAACCGUCCGGAUAUCCUGGUCAUCUGCGGUGGAGUCAUCCCCCCACAGGACUACGAGUUUUUGUACGAGAGUGGAGUUAGCUGUAUUUUUGGUCCCGGGACCAGAAUCCCACAAGCCGCAGUGGAGGUCAUCGACAACAUAGAGAAGAGUCUGGAGAAAAAUCGGCAAGCUAUGUAACUGGAACUGAACAAUACCCUGUGCACUUAUUAUGGUGGUGGUUGAGUCAAUCAAGUUGAGAUGAGAAUGUGGUUAUUAAGCAUUACUCUGUCACUGUUUUAUGUUCCAGCACUUCUUUACUUGAGAGAUUACAAUAAAAAAUGUAUCAACACUAACAGUAUGAUUAUGUAAAAUAUCCUUGAUUCCAGCUUUAGAAGAAUCAUUAAGAAGUGAUCAUGAAAGCCAUCAUUCAUUCAAUUGUCAUAUUGUAUAUUUGGUCAUAAACAUCAUUUAUGACUUCUGUAAUGUCUCCUAGAUGAAUUGAAUGGAUUCAGUUGGCACUGGAUUGUACCAUUUCAUCACCCUCUGUGUUAAAUGGCAUUAUUUUACAACAGGAUGUUGAAUAUAUGACAAUUCUUCAUACAACAAUGAUUCAAGAUGAGCCUAUUAAAUAGUUCUGUAUAAUAA